UCUCGAUAGUCGAGGGCACUUUACGAUUGUUUUGUAAGCAUUUACAUUUUCCUGACUGCACGCGGUAUGCGCAUGCAAGCCAUAUCCGACGUUCAGUCGAGGUCUCGCUGGUGAAGCGACGAGAUUGUCGAGGGAGAUCGGCAAAGACCUGCUGGCACCGAUAGUCAGUCAAUCGCGUGAUUCUUUUAGUGUCUUUUCCGUGCUCAAAUUGUUCGUAAACCAUAAGAGCCAUGAGUACUUCAUUGAAGACGUCAACGGAGGAGAGUCUGCAGUAUAUUAGGCAAUCCCUCAAAUCGGAAGAAAUGGAUAAUCUGGAAGGGACUCACUUUGACAGGUUCAAUCCGCACGUGUUUGUUAUUUUUGGAGCAUCUGGUGAUCUCGCUAAGAAGAAAAUUUAUCCAACUCUCUGGUGGCUCUUUCGAGACAAUCUCCUGCCGAUAUCUACUACUUUCGUUGGUUAUGCUAGAAGCAGAUUGACGUUACAACAAUUACGUGAAAAAUGCCAUCAAUAUAUGAAUGUGAAAUCAGACGAAGAGGAGAAAUAUGAAAAAUUUUGGAAACUGAAUUAUUAUGUUACUGGUACUUACGAUCAAAGAAAAGAUUUCGAGUUACUAAAUAUUGAAUUAGAAAAAUUUGAACGAGAGAACAUUGCGCACAGGCUAUUUUAUUUGGCAGUUCCACCAACCAUAUUUGUAAAUAUUAUGGUACAUCUUCGACAUACCUGCAUGGGACAGAAAGGUUGGACGAGAGUUAUAAUCGAGAAACCGUUCGGCCACGAUGCCGCUUCAUCGCAGAAGCUCUCCGAUCAUUUGGCGAUGCUGUUCAGCGAAAAUCAGAUCUAUCGUAUCGAUCAUUAUCUCGGCAAGGAGAUGGUUCAGAAUCUGAUGAUCUUUAGAUUUGGAAACAGGAUAUUCAGCCCGACGUGGAAUCGAGACAAUAUAGCCUCGGUGCAAAUUACCUUUAAAGAACCGUUCGGCACUCAGGGUAGAGGUGGCUACUUCGACGAAUUCGGCAUCAUCAGAGAUGUGAUGCAGAAUCAUCUGCUGCAAAUUUUAUCUUUGGUAGCCAUGGAGAAACCCGCGUCUUGUCAUCCGGAUGAUAUUAGAAAUGAGAAAGUGAAGGUUCUCAGAUGUAUUAAAGCUCUGAAACUCGAUCAGGUUGUUCUCGGUCAAUAUGUCGGAGAUCCGAACGCUGAAGAUCCGGAAGCGCGUUUAGGCUACUUGGAUGAUCCUACGGUACCAGCCGGAUCUAACACGCCGACAUUCGCAUUCGCGGUACUGAAAAUAAACAAUGAGAGAUGGGAUGGAGUACCGUUCAUUCUGAAAUGCGGAAAAGCUUUGAAUGAAAGGAAGGCAGAAGUUAGGGUACAAUACCAAGAUGUACCAGGUGAUAUCUUUGAUGGGAAGGCAAAGAGAAAUGAAUUGGUGAUAAGAGUGCAACCAGGCGAAGCAUUGUACAUUAAAAUGAUGACAAAAUCACCUGGUAUCACGUUUGAUCUGGAAGAAACGGAAUUGGACUUUACUUAUAGCAAUAGAUACAAAGGACUCAAAUUAUCGGAUGCUUAUGAAAGAUUAAUUUUGGAUGUCUUUUGCGGUUCGCAAAUGCACUUCGUACGAAAUGACGAGUUGCAUGAAGCGUGGAGGAUAUUCACACCGCUGCUUCAUCAAAUUGAAAAAGAAAAAAUUCCACCGAUUCCAUAUAAGUAUGGAUCUCGAGGACCGAAAGAAGCUGAUGAAAUGGCAAAGAAAAAUAAUUUUGCAUACUACGGUUCGUACAAAUGGGUAAAACCAUAACAUCAACAUCGGCUAUUGUAAUAAGAGAUUUAUAUCACGCAAGAUACAAGUCUAAGAUAUCGACGAUUUAUUUAAAAUAAUGCAGUUGCUAAUUACAUUCCAAAAAGUUUGAUAAAAUUAUUGUAUAUCGAUUAUUUUUUUACA
Molecule: messenger RNA, 1937 nt
Organism: Pogonomyrmex barbatus (red harvester ant)
Lineage: Eukaryota; Metazoa; Arthropoda; Insecta; Hymenoptera; Formicidae
Gene: Zw
Product: glucose-6-phosphate 1-dehydrogenase Zw
Biological process (GO): pentose-phosphate shunt, oxidative branch; glucose metabolic process
Cellular component (GO): cytosol
Molecular function (GO): glucose-6-phosphate dehydrogenase activity; NADP binding
Source: RefSeq, a predicted model, not a curated record